GUUGAGGACCUGAGGUAUGUAUCUGGUUACCUCACGCAGACCUUCUCUCAACAAAAACAUUCCCUUUAGCUCGCUUAUAGCCAACAUAUUGUGACCAGCGACUAUUGAUUUGUCGAAAUGCAUCAUGCGCUACUUGUUCCAGACAUCUUAGAUCACAUCUUCGCGUUCAUCAAGGCUGAUAGUCAGCAAAUCAGUCGCCGGACUUUCGCAGCACUCGCCAGAACCUGCAGCGCUCUCAGUGAUGCCUCGUUGGAUGCUCUCUGGAGUGAGCUACGUAGCCUCUACCCAUUGGUGUCGUGCAUCUACGAUACUAACAUGAAGUUGAACGACGAGGACACAUUAGAAACUAACACUGAUGCAGGACCCGAUUUAACUGUCUUUAACAAGUACGCAUAUCGCGUCCACAAAGUAGAGCUUUCUGGAUACGAAGGGGGCUGGAGGGCUACAGCUGUCCCUGAUGACCUGGGAGUGUUUCACGUUCUUCGAAUUCCCACACCACUCCUUCCCAAUCUCACCCACCUGGCUUGGACUGAUGAACUUAGUCUUGCUCUGCUCUGGCCUCUACUCAAUCCACGUUUAUUGUCUCUUCGCAUUUCAAGCUUUCAGUGGAACCCAAAAUCUACCCCAUUACUCCUGUCAAAAAUACGGGGACUCUGCCCAGAGCUGAAUACGUUGGGAUUGUUAUUCUAUUUGUCAGAAGGAUAUGAAGCUAUUGCUGAAAGCUUCUUAUCCCGCGUAAUCUGCUCAUGGAAGAAGCUUGAGGUGCUGGACUACAGCCCUGUGGGUUGCGAAUGCAUCCUCAACCUUUCUGCAUUAUCAUGUCUCAGAAUUCUUCGAUUGCGCGUCGACAACAUAUCUGAUCUCAAUCUGCCCACAAAUUCGCUCUCAUUUCCAUCGUUGCACACACUCCAAUUUCAAGCCAACAGCCUAGCGACUGCUAAUUCCAUCCUUCAAGCGAUGAGGACCUUGCCCAAAUCUAUAGAUAUCUUCCUUCCGGUGUAUCGAUCGGGUGAUGUUGGUGUGGACACGGUCGAGCCCAUUCUGCAACCCAUCAGCCAAAACGUGUCUUGUGGCAACCUUGAAGAAUUUCGCCUGAACGUUCCCGCCUUUCUGAGCAGUGGUGCCCUCAACGGCUCUAACGUGCUCCGACCCCUUUUCCUAUGCUGCAACCUCCGUGUAUUGCGUAUAAUGAUGACGCCGCUGUUCUUACUCGUUGAUGAUGAUCUGCGUGCCAUGGCUUCUGCUUGGCCACUAUUGGAGGAGCUUGAGUUAUUUGACUGUCGCAAUCUGUACCCGCCAGUUCCUCCCCAGCCCUUGCCUAUCAUGGACCUCCCCGGCGACGAUGACGACGAUGACAAUGAUCUUCCACCUGUGCCACCACUGCCUGUUGGACUCCCACCUGUACAACCCCUGCCUGUCGGGCUCCCACCUAUACCACCCUUUGGUAUAAUGGGUCCAAUGAUGUCAUUGCACCUAGAUGCAACGGCAUCGUUUCAAGAUUUCAACAUGGUUCGUAGCACUCGGACUCCCGAGAUCACCUUUCACGGUCUCAUUUCGCUUCUGGAGUUGUGCCCCAAUCUUCGCUUCUUUAACCUGGCUAUCGACGCUACCAAGCUAGAUGGAUUGCGAAAUGAUAAACCAGGCGGUGGUGUUUGCAAUCGACUGGUCAAAUAUCCCAGACUUGUUGAUUCUCACAUCAGCGACCCAGAAGCAGUUGCUCGCAUCCUCCUUGACAUACUUCCUGAACUUGAGACUAUUUGGGGGGAGGGUUCUCCUGGUCCAUUUACAGCCAUGUUCAGCUCAACACUGCCUCAAGGAUGGGACGAAGUUCAUAGAAAAAUGCUAGAUUCUAAAGCAGCACAGAGAUUGUGAUGAGUAGCCGCCCUCAUUAUUUCACCAUAUUAGCCUCUGAGUCAUUUUUUGAAUGACUGUAUGUACUUCUUGACUCAUCACAUGUAGGCACCUCAGAUAACGAGCCAACCGUCCACGGGUACGGUGGCCAACUUCUACACCAGUGGAGGGUUCUGUUUCUUGAGUACAAAUGACGUUCCAUUUACAUAAAAUUGGAGAUCUGGAU
This is a messenger RNA of Suillus discolor, 2077 nucleotides long. RefSeq lists its product as uncharacterized. The record is from RefSeq and is a predicted model, not a curated record. The coding region runs from base 118 to 1872 and encodes 584 amino acids. Lineage: Eukaryota; Fungi; Basidiomycota; Agaricomycetes; Boletales; Suillaceae. The transcript is spliced from 2 exons.